AUGUCGAGAAUGCAGCUACAGGGGACAACUACCCUUCGUGCACUACAGAGUCUGCUAGGAGGGAUCCGGAUCUGUCAGAUGGAUCUCCCGGGUUGUUUACCAACCGAUAGUCUGGCAGUUAUCAGAGUCAUCGGCGAGCAGGGGGUUAAAGAGAUCCUGAGCGAUUUCGCCCGACCUGACCGGAAUUUGAAUCGAUCCCGGUUCGAGUUAUUCUCAGGCGCAAAGUAUAUCAUCUUAGGUAGUCAUUUGGGACUGUUGGUCAAACUGGAUCUGUCUAGCCUUCACGUCAAAAACACUAGAGCCUGGUACAGUUACAGACUGAACUUCAUCGACGUUGCAACGUCACAAUCACAUACUGUAGUACAAGGCGGUUAUGUCAAGUUCCAGUGUGGAAAUGUGUGCCCAUAUGUCGCAUGUUCUGCACAUCUAGCGAUCUUGCUCCAGGAGCUUGGCGAUCAGGCAUUCCGUGUACAGGCCGCAGCUUGGAAAUUGCUGCAACCGCAGGAUCCAGUUGACGACAAGUACCUCGGACCAUCAGCAGUGUACAAAUGGGACCAUAAUCAGAACGACUUCUUUGAGAGACCCACCAGAAACAUCAAUCUUCUCAGAUACAACUUUCUCAACAGCUGUCGUCUAUCUCUAGCAGGUCGAGGAUUAUUGGAAGGAUUCUGCGGGACUACGGCGCUACCCGGAGAUUCGGUGCUGAGGAAUAACUGGGCCGAGACUGGGAGGGUCGAGGUAUUUUGGCACGUCGGUUUGAAUGGCGGGCUCAGGCUCUUGCUCUCGAUUGAAUCGUCUUCGCCAAGAGGCUCAAGGACGGAGCGGACGGAGCGAACCGUGGCCAUGUGGACACUGAACCCCGAGUCACACGAUGAUACCACCACCAUUGAGUCUGGUGGUCGUACUCAGAUGUCAAGGUCGAAUUACGGAGCGAGUACCGUAGAGGAGGUAGAAGCAGCAGAGACAUCUAUUGGCCAGCGGAGUUCAACUGUUUCCAACUUGAUGCACGCGAUAUCAUGUGCCUGUCUGAGCUUCUCGGGCAAAUCCGUUUGUACGGUCGUAUCUUAA
Molecule: messenger RNA, 1068 nt
Organism: Filobasidium floriforme
Lineage: Eukaryota; Fungi; Basidiomycota; Tremellomycetes; Filobasidiales; Filobasidiaceae
Exons: 6
Coding region: 1-1068 (355 amino acids)
Source: RefSeq, a predicted model, not a curated record